Apodemus sylvaticus (European woodmouse) is the source of this 812-nucleotide messenger RNA. RefSeq names its product caveolin 3 (gene Cav3). NCBI's taxonomy places the organism in Eukaryota, Metazoa, Chordata, Mammalia, Rodentia, Muridae. The record is from RefSeq and is a predicted model, not a curated record. Gene Ontology annotation, cellular component: caveola. The transcript is spliced from 2 exons. Bases 1 to 456 code for a protein of 151 amino acids. Gene Ontology annotation, molecular function: molecular adaptor activity; transmembrane transporter binding; connexin binding. Gene Ontology annotation, biological process: regulation of membrane depolarization during cardiac muscle cell action potential; caveola assembly.
AUGAUGACGGAAGAGCACACGGAUCUGGAGGCACGGAUCAUCAAGGACAUUCACUGCAAGGAGAUAGACUUGGUGAACCGAGACCCCAAGAACAUCAAUGAGGACAUCGUGAAGGUAGAUUUUGAAGACGUGAUCGCGGAGCCCGAGGGCACCUACAGCUUCGACGGCGUGUGGAAGGUGAGCUUCACCACUUUCACCGUCUCCAAGUACUGGUGCUACCGCCUGCUGUCUACACUGCUGGGCGUGCCACUGGCCCUGCUCUGGGGAUUCCUGUUCGCCUGUAUCUCCUUCUGCCACAUCUGGGCCGUGGUGCCCUGCAUUAAGAGCUACCUGAUCGAGAUCCAGUGCAUCAGCCACAUCUACUCACUGUGUAUCCGCACCUUCUGCAACCCGCUCUUUGCUGCGCUGGGCCAGGUCUGCAGCAACAUCAAGGUGGUGCUGCGAAGGGAAGGCUAAAGCCAGGCUGGGCUGUGGGGAAAGCCGGGCAGGGGGAACAAGGCCGGGUGAGCACCCCGGCUCUGCUCCACCUGGGCUGCUGGAGAGCUCAUUCUUUUGAGGUUGCUCUCAAUUCCACCUCAACAUGGGAGUGCAUGGUGCAGGGGAGCCAGGAUGAAAGACAGCCCAGUGUGGAGACACAGGCACCCCUGCUCCUCUCAGCCUACCAUGAUCCCCAGCGGCCCUGCCUGAGCAGAGGGUUCCUUAAGAGGCAGCUAGCGCAAGGCGUUGCGUUCACACGUACUGUAAUAGCACAAACCAGCACCAAGCAGUCUUCUAGAGGUGUGACUCGGCUCCUAAUGCUAGGGAGAGCAAGC